Messenger RNA from Manduca sexta (tobacco hornworm), 1398 nucleotides. It is a transcript of the gene CPG13, whose product is annotated as skin secretory protein xP2. The transcript is spliced from 2 exons. Lineage: Eukaryota; Metazoa; Arthropoda; Insecta; Lepidoptera; Sphingidae. The record is from RefSeq and is a predicted model, not a curated record. Bases 89 to 1168 code for a protein of 359 amino acids.
GUGCAACCACAUAACCACCUAUAAAUACACACAACGCGCACCGAGUGGUAUCCAGUUCGAAUCCCGGCUCCGAAGUUGAAGAGGCAUAAUGAAAACACCGAUUUGCUUAGUUUUCCUGCUGGUAGCAGCAGUGGCUGCCAGCGAGAAGAAGACGCAGAGCAAAGCAGAACCCCUGGACAAGAAGUUGGACAAACGCGGACUCCUAGACCUCGGCUAUGGGUACGGCAUUGAUGGCUUGGAUGUCGGCUAUAUCGGCUCAGGUCACGGCCACGGUGGCGCAUACAACCUCGUCGACGGCGGCAUCGGCGCCGGCUACGGCAUCAACCUUGGUGGCCACACUGAUGUCACCAGGACCGUCACCCUCGUCAAAGGCGUGCCAGUGCCCGUCGCCGUAGAUAGGCCCGUGCCGUACCCAGUAGAGAAACACGUGCCCUACCCCGUCAAGGUGCCCGUGCCUCAGCCCUAUGAGGUAGUCAAACACGUGCCAGUUCACGUGAAGGAGUACGUCAAAGUCCCAGUCCAUGUCCCAGCCCCCUACCCCGUAGAAAAGAAGGUGCCUUACCCCGUACAUGUGCCCGUUGACAGGCCCUACCCCGUCAAAGUACUCGUGCCUCAACCUUACCCGGUGGAGAAGCACGUUCCCUACCCCGUCAAGGUCCCAGUGCCCCAGCCCUACCCCGUGGAGAAACACGUGCCAUACCCAGUGGAAGUGAAAGUGCCCGUCCCUCAGCCCUACCCCGUUGUGAAGCACGUCGGAUACCCAGUUAAGGUGCCCGUUGACAGGCCUUACCCCGUGCACGUGCCCGCUCCCUACCCCGUCGAGAAGCCCGUCCCCGUAGCUGUGCCCGUUGAGAAGCCAGUGCCCGUACCAGUGCACGUUCCCGUCGACAGGCCCUACCCCGUCCACAUUGAGAAGCCCGUAGCUUACCCCGUGAAGGUGCCCGUGCCGGAGCCCUACCCCGUGUACAAGCACGUCCCGGUCGCAGUUGAGAAGCCCUACCCAGUGCCCGUGAAGGUGCCCGUCGACAGGCCCUACCCCGUGCACAUCGAGAAGCACGUGCCCGUCGCGGUGGAGAAGCCCUACCCCGUGCCCGUCAAGGUGCCCGUCCUCAUCAAGGAACACGACUACGGCCACCUCAGCCUCGGAGGCUCCUACUACCACCAUUAGAUUAAUGUAGCUUAGUCCCAAAUUGUCAUUCAAUGAUUCAUUCGAAAUUAUUUAUAAAAUCUCGCCUGUCGACGGCCGGGACACCAGCAAAAUGAAAAUCAUUAAUUUCUCUUGUAUAUUUAUGUAAUGUAUGUAUGGGCGUACGUGUACGUAGUGAUAUAAAGUUACCAUUUUCUAGGUUAAGUCGAAUGUAAAAAGCUAUCGAUAAAUAUAAAUAAUUCUUUUUCGAA